AUGGGCGGCCGGGUCGUUUGCUGCGUGCUCAUCUUUUGCGCUCCCGCGCUUCCUCUCUCGCUGCACCGACAGCCGUCGGGGGUAAAACAGCUGCACGCCCGUGCUGCCUCGCCACUCCGGAGGGCUGCGCUGGUCGUCGCGUCUUCGUCGCUCUCCCUGAGGCGGUUCGAGAGCGACGAGGGCGGCGGCGGCGGGUCCGGUGUCGACGCGUGGAUUCCCACCUCGCUCGUCACCACUGCCGCGAGAGACCCGUACAAGGUCGCUCUGCGCGUGCUGCCGAUGCUCCUAGUGCACGUGGCGUGGGCGAGCCUCAUCGUCGCCGUCCGGCACUGCGUCCGCUUCAGUAAGCCGUGGGCGGUCUCGCCGCUGCUGCACACGCUGCUUGGCGGCGUCCUCGGGCUGCUGCUAGCCUUCCGGACCAACCAGGCGUGGAAUCGGUACUGGAGCGCGGCACAGGCGUGGUCAGACGUGCACCGCGGCUGCCACAGCCUGGCGAGGCUCGCGUCUCAGCUGUCGGUGGCGCUCGACCCGAUCGUGUACGCCUCGAUGAUGAGGCGAUUCCGAGGGGCGGGGCCGACAGAGAGGAGGGAGACGGACGAAGAGGGUAGCAUCCGUCGGAGAGAGCAGAUAGGAGAGCAGACAAGAGCCUCGACCACCUCUCCGCACCUCGGCAGGCAAGAGCCUUGCCCUCCCCGCCUCAGGCACCUCGUCGCGCUGCCCGUCGCCCUCAAGCAGCGCGCUUGGCCGGUGCUCUCGCCGGCCGAGGCUGACGCCGUCGCACGCUCGCCCGUGCCGCACCUGCUCCUGCUCACCUCCAUCUCGCUGCUGCUCCGCCCGCUGCGCGCGCGCGACGACGGCUCCGGCAAGGACAUCGCGCUCUGGGGGCAGCUCGCAGAGCUGCAGUCGGCGGCUGCGACCCUCGACCUCGCGCGCUUCCUCCUCCUCUGGCUCGCCACGCUGCCCCUCGUCCUCGUCGACCUCUUCUCCCCCCUCGUCAUCCCGCCAAUCAUCUUCGGAGAGCUCGCCAAGCUGCUCGACGAGCCGUUCGGCCGCGCAUCAGACACGCAGACGGUGCGCCGCCGCCGGCUCCAGCUGCGGCUCUGGCGACGGCGGCUCGUCUCUACUGUCCGGGGGGGCGGCGGCGGCGGCGGCGGCGGCGGCGGCGACGACGGCGGCGGCGACGACGCGGCGGCGGAGGGGGAGGGUGUCGGGCGGAGCGGUGGGCGGUGGGACGCGAUGUGGGAGCUGGUGGAGGGAGGCGGCAGCAUGCCCGAGGCAGUGCCGGUGGGCGCUUACUGCGACCGGAUCGUGACAGAGCUGCAGCAGCAGAUUGGGAUCACGCGGAUGCUGCAGCGGCGCGUCGACGGCGACAAGUGGGCGGUCACCGCCGACGAUCUCGAGUACGACGUGUCGUGGAGAGUGCCGGGCGGCGGCGAGGACGCGGACGCGGACGCGUUGGACGCGGACGCGCUGGAGGACGACGAUGACGAGGUCGAGGAGGAGGAUUAGAGUAAUGAGAGAGCCAGGCGAGAGCCGGGUUUAGAGGUGCCCCAGUUUGUUGCGGGCCGCACCGCCAGAAAGCGAAAGGUGAGAUCCUUCCAGUAGUUCUCAUGUGUGUAAACACAGAGGUCUUCACAACCC
Emiliania huxleyi CCMP1516 is the source of this 1641-nucleotide messenger RNA. RefSeq lists its product as hypothetical. Gene Ontology annotation, molecular function: chloride channel activity. The record is from RefSeq and is a predicted model, not a curated record. The coding region runs from base 1 to 1509 and encodes 502 amino acids. NCBI's taxonomy places the organism in Eukaryota, Haptophyta, Isochrysidales, Noelaerhabdaceae. The transcript is spliced from 5 exons.